Messenger RNA from Acaulospora colombiana, 402 nucleotides. The record is from the annotation of a GenBank genome assembly. Lineage: Eukaryota; Fungi; Glomeromycota; Glomeromycetes; Diversisporales; Acaulosporaceae.
AUGUGCAUAGAUAAGAACUAUCAACGAAGGGACUUCUCAACGAAAAGAUACGAUAGUGAUUCACCACCCCGUGAAUAUUAUCUUUCAUCAGACUCUGACUCCAAGAUCGUACCUGUUUCUCUUACGAACGCCUUUCUUGAAGCUUCUGUAGAGUUUGAGAGUAUUUUAGACCAGACAGCCGAAUCGGAUGUACCUCGCACUCCCCCUCCUCGUCAAGCCCAAAUUCGGUUUAAUAGCGAGGAUAACGAUUUACAUGAUCAAGAUGAGAACGAGAAUGCAUCAAAUGAGGUUCAAGACCUCAUCGCAAAGAUGAAAAAUGCAGAACAUCGUCUUUUUGAAUAUCGUAUUGUCAACCUAUCCGAAGAAAGUCUUGUAGAUCCAAUAAAUAGUCUUUUCGGAUGA